AUGAGGUGUAAAGACAAUAACACGACCUGUCGAUCCGUCAACGAUAAACCUGGUGGGGAAGCUCCCCUGGUGAAUGUGAGGAAGCUGUGUGAUAUAGAGUCUCGUACAUCAAGUGGCCAUCAUAAGGCGGCGCUGCGACUGCCCAAAGCAGGAGAGGAGACAUACAACAUUACUGAUACAGUCCAGAAAGUAGCUGAAGCGUACAACUGUAAGCCUAUUGAAGGUAUGUUAAGCCACCAGCUCAAACAAUUCAAGAUUGAUGGGGAAAAGACCAUCAUCCAGAAUCCCAGUGACGCUCAAAAGAAGGAGCAUGAAAAAUUUGAAUUUGCCACUUAUGAGGUUUACGCUAUGGAUGUACUCAUAAGUUCAGGAGAGGGUGUGGGGCGGGAGAUGGACACGAGAGUUUCAAUCUACAAGAAAACAGAUGAAACGUACCAGCUGAAAUUGAGAGCAUCAAGGAUGUUCUAUUCAGAAGUAACACACAAAUAUGGGACAAUGCCCUUUAACUUGAGGAACUUUGAAGACGAGAAGAAGGCUAGGUUGGGGGUAAAUGAGUGUGUCAACCACAAGCUGAUUGAACCCUUCCAAGUCUUAUAUGAAAAACAGAAUGAGUUUGUGGUCCAAUUCAAGUUCACUGUACUACUGAUGCCCAAUGGUCCUCAUAGAAUUACCGGUUUACCCUUCGAGGCAGAGCUUUACCAGUCAGACUUAGCUGUCAGUGAUCCUCAGCUUAAGACCAUUACACAAAACACAUCAGCCAAACCUAAAGCCAACAAAAAGAAGAAAAAGAAGGUUGGAAAGGCUGGAGAAGAUGUAGUCGGAGAAGUUGAAGGAGAAGCUUGAAAAGAAUCAAUUGGGAAACGGCGGAUUGAAUUCAACUGACUUGCAUAUUAAAUCAAAAUGGGAUGAGA
Molecule: messenger RNA, 911 nt
Organism: Macrosteles quadrilineatus (aster leafhopper)
Lineage: Eukaryota; Metazoa; Arthropoda; Insecta; Hemiptera; Cicadellidae
Product: proliferation-associated protein 2G4-like
Exons: 2
Coding region: 1-843 (280 amino acids)
Source: RefSeq, a predicted model, not a curated record